Messenger RNA from Fusarium verticillioides 7600, 2025 nucleotides. RefSeq lists its product as hypothetical. The transcript has 2 exons. Gene Ontology annotation, biological process: peptide metabolic process; proteolysis. Gene Ontology annotation, cellular component: mitochondrial intermembrane space. Gene Ontology annotation, molecular function: metalloendopeptidase activity. The coding region runs from base 1 to 2025 and encodes 674 amino acids. The record is from RefSeq and is a predicted model, not a curated record. NCBI's taxonomy places the organism in Eukaryota, Fungi, Ascomycota, Sordariomycetes, Hypocreales, Nectriaceae.
AUGACUUCCGAACCAAAAGUCCCUGCCCCUCCAUCUUUUGCAAGUCUUACUCCUGAUGGGGUACUAGCCGAGACCGAAAACAUCCUUACCUCUACCUCAGCUCUGCAUGACGAUCUCGCCGCUAAAUUCACACCCUCGACUGCAACCUUCAACAAUAUUAUCCGCCCCAUCGUGGAUGACACCAACCGCGCCGCAUGUCGCCUGCGAAUCCUGACGACGCUCCUCGGACAGUUAUCGCCCGACAGGGAACUCCGUGAUGCCGCCCGUCGAGCAGAAACACGUGGCGCCGCAGCUCAGGUUAAGAUCCUAAUGCGGCAUGAUAUUGCAUCCCUAGUGGGAGCGAUAUACGAAAGAGAAAAGACGGCGCCGGAUGGGAACUUGGAUGGACAAGAUCGGCAUUUGCUUGCUCGCAUGCACGGCGAGUAUCUACGUUCUGGGUCGUUUUUACGAAGCCACAAAGAGCGGGAGGAGCUCCAGGCCACUCUGGAUGAGAUUGAUCGGGUGCGAUCUGCCGCACAAACUGCCUUCACGGAAGACGAGGGUGGUAUCUGGUUUGACCGUGCAGAUUUGGCGGGUGUUCCAGAGACUAUGCUUGCAUCCAUGCCCCAGGAGGGAACUCAAGUACAAGUGACGUUCCGAAAUACUCAUGUCACGGCCGUGAUGCGUCACGCAGUCAGCAGCGACACUCGUCGCCGGUUCGCAGUUGCUGACCAGAACCGACUCCCCGAUAAUGUAACCCGCCUAGCUUCUCUAGUCGCCUUGCGUGAUGAGGUUGCCCGUCUCUUGAGGUAUGAACAUCAUGCGGCUCUCAAGAUCGUGGACAAGAUGGCUCCAAGCGUUGACUAUGUUGAGGCUCAGUUGAGUGAUCUCCACAGAAGGUUAAAGCCCCUUGCUAAGGCCGAGACUGAUAGAUUGAUUCAGCUGAAGCAAAGGGACUGUAAAGAGCCUGUCAGUGAAUUAUAUUUUUGGGAUAGGGCGUAUUAUCUCCAUAAGCAAACCCAGAGGAAUUUCUUUGUGGAUCAUGAGCCUCUUGCUGAGUACUUUGAGGUCAAUCGCACUCUUCAAGGGAUGCUUGAUGUGUUUAAAGAGCUCUUCGGCAUCGAAUUCCAGCCUAUCGUGACUUCAGUAUGGCACGAGAGUGUCGUGGCAUAUGAAGCAUGGGACACCCCAAGUGAGGGAGGCGAGUUCUUGGGGCACUUAUACGUAGAUCUCUUUGACAGAGAGGGUAAAUAUCGUGGGGCACAUCAUGUUCUGAUUCAACCAGGUUUCGCUGAAUCAACCGGUGAGAAACACUACCCGGCAUCAGCACUAGUGUGUAGCUUCGCUCACCCGUCGCAAUCUCGUCCGGCACUACUCCAGCACAGCGAAGUAAAGACCAUGUUUCAUGAGCUUGGGCACGCUAUUCAUAACAUUGUUGCCAGAACCAAGUAUGCCAUUCCUCACUCAAGAGACUUCAUUGAAAUACCAAGUAUCAUGCUUGAGAACUGGAUAUGGCUCCCAGACGUGUUAAUUCGACUUGGUCGUCAUCAUAAGAGCCAAGAAGCUCUCUCCCGAGAACUAACAGAAAGUGUUGCACGAACACGAAACGCAAAUAGAGCCAACAGCAUCCUGGCUCAAGUGCAGCCAGCUGUCUUUGACCUGGCGAUUCAUACACCUCCGUCUCAUAAAGCAGCGCUUGAGAUGGAUACAACUGAGAUAUGGAACAGAACAAAAAGAGAAAUUCUCACGCAUAGCUUUGGCCCAGAUCCACAACAUUGGGGAGCUGGACAGGCGAGGUUUGCGCAUAUGUUUCGCAAAAAUGAUGGUAGCUAUUUUUCUUAUCCACUAUCCAUGGUCAUUGCGGCAGAUCUUUUCAGGUCUAAAUUUGCAGUAGACCCUCUGAAUUCCGAGAUGGGGAGAAAUUAUAGAUAUCAAGUGCUGGAGCCAGGAUCAAGUCGUCCCGAGAUUGAUAUUCUGAAGGACUUCUUGGGGCGGGAGCCCUGUAGUAAGACUAUUUUAGAUGAACUCUGCCAUGAUACAGAGUAG